AAUGGCAGUUGAAAGAACGUGUCUAUAUCUAGGCUAACUUCAUGCGUGACUAAGCAUGAAGAGCUAGCAAUCAUUAAGAUGGGAAGUGCAACUCUCUUUGUUCUUGACCUAUAUGGAAACUUGGACCAUUUCCUAUUGGAAUCAGUGCAAUAGCUAGGUAUUCUUUUGCAAAAGAGAGGAGGCCAAACACUUAACAAUCAAAAGCUCCAGAGUCUCUCUGUACACAAACUUGGGUUUGUUUACUAGCAAAACUGGAAACUGAGAUAUAAACUUAAUUAUCUCACCUCUUAUUGGGAGAAACUUCAUUUGAGUUUAGUGAAGAAGUUUGCAAUGGAAUUCCUCGAUCUAUUUAUUGUGGCAUUAAUGCCAGUUCUGAAAAUACUUUUGGUUUCCGCUGUUGGUUUAUUUCUUGCAACAGAGCGUAUCAAUCUCUUGGGGGCAGAUGCAAGGCCAUAUUUGAAUAAUUUGGUGUUUUAUCUGUUCAGUCCAUCAAUCAUUUUUAGCAACCUGGCUGAAACAAUUACUUUAGACAGUUUGACAAACUUGUGGUUCAUGCCAGUGAACAUCCUUCUCACAUUCAUUAUUGGGUCUGCCCUUGCAUGGAUACUGGUAAAAAUCACAAGAGCUCCUCAGCAUCUUCGAAGCCUAAUCAUUGGUUCUUGUGCUGCAGGCAAUUUAGGAAACUUUCCUCUGAUUAUAAUCCCAGCAGUUUGUGACGAUGAUAAUAGUCCAUUUGGAGAUUCUUCUGUUUGCUCGACAGAUGGAGAGUCUUAUGUUGCGCUUUCUAUGGCGAUAGGAGCAGUAUAUAUAUGGUCUUAUGUGUAUGCCAUCAUGCGGUUAUCUGCAAACAAGGCAACUAAAGAAAUUGACUCAAAUGAAUCUACAAUACAAGAUAGCGCUUCUGGGGAAAUUCCAUAUUCAGAGAUUUGUCCAGAAGCACUUCUUCUUCCUUCAAGGGGUAGCCCCACCUCUCAGGAAGAUACCGAUCAAGCUGAAGUCCCUUCUACCAAAUCUGAAGGAAAAGCAAAGGUAUCAUUGCUGGAGAAGGCUAACCUGCACCUUAAGAAGAUUUUUGGGUACAUUGACUUCAAAAAAAUAUUUGCACCAUCGACAAUUGCAGCGAUUAUUGGCUUUAUAGUCGGAAUAAUCUCUCCAAUUCGAAAGGUCCUGGUUGGGGAUGAUGCUCCUCUUCGUGCCAUCUACAAUUCUGUGAGUUUGAUAUCGGACGCAACAAUACCAUGUAUGACAUUGAUAAUUGGAGCGAACCUUCUUAAAGGUCUGAAGACAUCUGGAGUAGGUCCAUUAAUCAUCCUAGGAAUUAUUGCAAUUCGGUAUAUUAUAUUGCCUUCAUUGGGUAUUGUUAUUGUCAAGGCUGCAAACCAUUUUGGUUUGGUGGGAUCAGAUUCAUUAUAUCAGUUUACACUUAUGUUGCAAUAUUCACUUCCACCCGCUAUGAAUGUAGGUACUAUUUCUCAGUUGCUUAAGACUGGAGAGAGUGAAUGCUCUGUCAUUAUGUUAUGGACUUAUGCUGUGGCAUCACUCUUUCUAACACUGUGGUCAACUAUCUUCAUGUGGAUUGUUGCUUAAUCUGGAUUUCCUUAAUUCAUUUGAGGACUUAUCAUCAUCAUAACACGGCAAAGAACAACAGCAUCCCUAAUAGCUACCUAGUUCUUUAUAAUGUUGUCAUCAGCUUUCAACAUCUACUGCCACGUGAAACAAACCAGAAACCAAAUAUUCUUCUAGGUAGAUUAUUUGCAUAAAGAUCAAAUUACUAUGAGCAGCUUACCAUUUUUUGUAACAAUUCCCUAGAAUUGAGAGGAACUAUAUAAAACAAACAUCAGAAUUGAAAUAUAUUGAUGAGAUUAAUCUGUAUUAGAUCUACACAAAGGGACAUAAAAGAUGAAAGAUGCCCAAUUCUGUUCCAAUUCUGAAAUUAUGAGUUCUCAUUGGCUUUUUUGCUA
This is a messenger RNA of Quercus robur (English oak), 1961 nucleotides long. Its product is annotated as protein PIN-LIKES 3-like. The record is from RefSeq and is a predicted model, not a curated record. Gene Ontology annotation, cellular component: membrane. NCBI's taxonomy places the organism in Eukaryota, Viridiplantae, Streptophyta, Magnoliopsida, Fagales, Fagaceae. Gene Ontology annotation, biological process: endoplasmic reticulum to cytosol auxin transport. The coding region runs from base 331 to 1587 and encodes 418 amino acids. The transcript is spliced from 12 exons.